AGACAAGAAAAAGCCAGGCAAAUUCCAGCCUUUCAAGAAGUUUUUUGGCAAAAGGAAAAAAAGAGACGCAACAUCAGACUGUGAGGAAACCAAGUUGAAGCCAAGCCACUCCUUCGGGAAUGUCUGCAACGGCACCCUCUCUUCAGAUGAGGAAGCAAACAAUGGCGUGAGGUCCUCCAACUAUACUAUGGGUACUCGAGCUUUUUCCCAUGAGAGUAUUUUCAUACCUGAUGGGCGAGCAGAGAGUGAGCAGGCAAUCCAAGCUAUGUCACAGGACAACAUCUUGGGCAAAGUCAAAACCCUUCAGUCAACUGACACUCCAGAUUCAUUGAGCCGAGUGAGUUUGCCUGGAACAGGACAGGAGAUGGAGGAGAAGGUCACCCUGGUCAAGUCGUCUCGGCCAAAAAGACACCUUUCUUCUUCUGGCACCAUUGAAUCAAUCAACUUGGAUGCGGUCCCCCAGGCAGUCGCUCGUCUAGAUAACAGUGCUGCUAAGCACAAGCUGUCUGUGAAGCCAAAAAAACAGAGGAUGUCAAGAAAACACAGGAGAUUAACAAAGGAGUCGCAAAGUGUAGCAGUACCAGAGUAUGAGCAAGAAAGUCCAGGAACCCCGCAGUAUGUGGAAAGAAAUCCAGAUCACAAUGGACACAUUAUAGCAAACAAGUCAACCCAGGACAGAGUGGAGCAAAAGCAGCCUAAUUUAGCAGAUGGGAAAAGAAAGCAUGAAGAUCAUUUGAGGAUUCUUGAGGCUGAUAAGAAAAAACAAGUAGUAGAAACAGAGGAAACAAAACAUCUAGAAGAGAAGCACCAAGAAAUUGAGGAGAUGCAAAGAGAAGAGCAAAGAAGGCAUAAGGAAGAGAGAAAGCAACGUCUCCUUGAAGAGGAGAAACAUUUGAAAAUGGAGGAGCAGAGGCGCUGGGAAGAGGAGAAAAAACUUGAGGAAGAACGUAGGCAACAAGAACUAGAGGAGCAAAAGAGACUGGAAGAACAGAAGAGACUUGAGGAAGAACGGAGGCAACAAGAACUAGAGGAGCAAAAGAGACUGGAAGAACAGAAGAGACUUGAGGAAGAACGGAGGCAACAAGAACUAGAGGAGCAAAAGAGACUGGAAGAACAGAAGAGACUUGAGGAAGAACGGAGGCAACAAGAACUAGAGGAGCAAAAGAGACUGGAAGAACAGAAGAGACUUGAGGAAGAACGGAGGCAACAAGAACUGGAGGAGCAGAAGAGACUGGAAGAGCAGAAAAAAUUUGAGGAGGAACAGAGGCAACAGGACCUGGAAGAGCAAAAAAGACUGGAAGAACAGAGGAAACUUGAGGAAGAAUGGAGGCAACAAGAACUGGAGGAGCAAAAGAGACUGGAAGAACAGAAGAGACUUGAGGAAGACCGGAGGCAGCAGGAACUGGAGGAGCAGAAGAGACUGGAAAAACAGAGGCAGCAGGAACUGGAGGAGCAGAAAAGACAAGAACAAAGGCGUGAGAUUGAAAAGCAACAUCAGGAAGAAGAAAAGAAGCAGCAGGAGGAACAAACCUUGCAAGGAUUGAUGGAGUGGAAAAGACAUGAAGAACAGAGACGACAUAAUCUAGACGAGAAAAUGUAUCUGGAAGUUGAAGAGAAACUGAAGCAGGAGGAAGAAACUUCAAGGCUGGAGCAGCAUAAAAGAUUGGAAGAACAAAAGCAGCUUCAGGAGAAGGAAAAGAAGACACAGGCAGAACAAAGCCAUCAAGUGCUGGAGAAGCAUAAGGGACAAAAACAACAAAAAAAGCAUGAGUCUGCAGAGCAAAUGCACUUCAGGAAUGAUGAGGGAAUACAACAUGGGGAAUUUAAGAAGAGGCAAGAGGAACAAAUUCAAGAACAACUAAAAGAGAAUAGAAGAACACACAUAGAAGGACAACUGCUUCUGGAAAAGCAAAAAGGACUGCAGAAAUCCUCAAGACAGAAGAAUGAUGAUUUGCAUUCUGGGGAUGCUAGUAGGCAGCCUAUGGAGAAACAGCUUCAAGAAGACUCAAGACAAAAAACAAAACAGCUAGAGCUGAAGAAACCAGUGGAGGAAACUUUUGCAGAGAAACAAAAGAGAGAAGCUGAAGCUAAGGAGCAGGAGAGAAUAGGGGAAGAAAUAAGAUGGCAGGAAGUAGAUGAAAGGCAAACUAUGUCUAGACCAUUCACAUUUCAAGUGUCAUCAGGUGAGAAACAGAUCCUAUUUCACAAAGUGAAUCUGAGCCCAGUCACUCCUGCCAGAGAGGCAACACUUCCUUCUGCCAUCAAAGAGUCCAGGGCCCACAAAAUUAGCAAAGGCUGUCAUGCACUCCCAUCCUCAGUGUGUGUCCCCCACACAGCUAUCUUGGUGACUGGAGCACAGCUUUGUGGCACUGCAGUAAACCUGAAUCAGAUCAAAGAUACAGCUUGUAAAUCUUUACUUGGCUUGACAGAAGAAAGAAAAACUAUGACUAUUCCCCCACUAGAAAAUAUCCAGAAAACUACAUCUAGCAGUAAAUUGAAGCACACACAAGAGACACUGAACAAUCAGGCCAUAUUGGCUGAAUUGGCUUCUAUUAGGUCUCGAAUCUUAAAGACUGCAGAAAACAAGGUAAAUGAGAGAGACCGAGUAAGUGCCUGUCGGCACAGUGAUGAUUGGACAGCUAGAGGAGGAGGUGGUUCCCACGGUAACUUAAGGAAAACCCUAUCUGCAAAUGCAAAAUUUUCUAUAACACCAGCAUGGCAGAAAUUUUCAGACAGUUCAAAAGGCAGUGCAGAGGCAGAGAAUAUAAGUGGCACACAAGGUGCUGAACUAGAGAAUGUGGGGAAAACAGUAGGUUUAUCUAGUGAGUCAAAUGAAAAUGUGGCUGUUAAUGCUGCAGUCCCUGCUUGGACAAAUAAUGCACCGGAAGUAUUUCGGGAGAAAACUGAAGUGACAGACAACACUGAAGGCUGUAAGUUUGCCAAAGAUCUUCCAUCUUUCCUUGUUCCAAGUGUCCCUCAUUCUCCAGGCAGAGAAGCGCCACAGUCAGAGUCUUCAGCUGCUUUGGAAAGUCAGCAGAAUAAUGCUACAAGAAAAUUGGAUAAAGCAGGACCAAAUGCUGAAGAAAAUGUUUCUCCAUUUGGUAUAAAGUUAAGGAGAACAAAUUACUCUCUGCGUUUCCACUAUGAUCAACAGAUGGAGCAAAGGAAAAAGAAAAGAUACAGUGCAGGAGAUAGCUUUGAUGGUGUCCCUGUCCCCCUAGUUACAGCCGAAACUGAAAAAGAAAGCAGUAUUACUGCUCUAAAUAAGAGCCCGGCCCCUAGUUUGGUCAGGGGGGAUGCUGCUGCUACUGUUUUAAAAGACUCUUCAAACAGUGUUAUGGAGAACUCACCCACAGCAGGUGUUCCACUGUCCACACCAGCCAGCAGCCAGAUUUCUCUGUCUGGUCCUGAGAAACCUGUGUGUAAAUCACCAGCUCUACAAAAACCUGCUUUAGCCCCGAAGCCGACCAACCAGACCCCACCAUCCUCUCCUCUUGCUAAGAUGAACAGAUCAAACUUACCUGACACCUUUGGGCAGAGAGUAGCUAAGCCUGAAUUGGACCUCAGCUGGAAAAAGGAUGACAGUAAAGGGAACAACAUGCUCCCACCAGCUCCAAUCGAAAACAAAAACGAGGAAGAAACCAGAGAAAAGAAAUCAUUUUUCCCAUCUAUCAGUAUUCCGUGGAGAGAGAAAGCUGACAAAAAGCCUGAACCAUUAAAAAAAGAAAAGCCAGUUCUCCAGAGCAGGCACUCCUUAGAUGGCUCCAAACUGAUGGAAAAGGUUGAAACUGCACAGCCGCUUUGGAUUACAUUGGCACUACAGAAGCAAAAGGGAUUUCGUGAGCAGCAAGCUACCAGAGAGGAGAGGAGACAAGCGAGAGAGGCAAAGCAGGCUGAGAAGCUUGCUAAAGAAAAUGCUGGUAUCAGCAAUCUGUCAGAUAAUAAAAGCAGCAAUAGCAUCAGAACAAAUGCACUGCAGAAAUCCACACCUCAGGAAGGGGAGAAGAAAAUUGAGACUGGUGUGUCACGGCUAGAACGCAGAGAGCAGCUGAAAAAAUCCAACACCCUUCCUACUUCUGUGACAGUGGAGAUUUCAGAUUCUGUUCCAUCCACCCCACUUGCAAAAGAGGUUACCAAGAGAUUUUCUACCCCCGACGCUAACCCUGUGUCAACAGAACCAGCCUGGCUGGCCCUAGCCAAGAGGAAAGCAAAAGCUUGGAGUGACUGUCCACAGAUCAUAAAGUAAACUAUAAUCUUUCUGGUCUUUACUGUUGAUUCUUGUUUUCUCCUUUUAUUUAUUCAGCUUUUUACAUAUGACAAAACUAAAAUGCAUGUCCUUAAGGACUGAAAACUCAACUACUCACUAUCUCUCUAGCGUACUGUAAGGUUUACACACAUAAUAGGUCCAGUCACUUUGAAAAAACAGGUAAAGAGCCAGCUCAGGCACAAAGUUGAGAGCCAAUCUCUCUCAAAAUACAGGAAUAGUUCAGCUGUUGGACACAAUCUCUAGUCUAGUACGCUCCUUACAUUUUGUGAACGUUGGUUCAGAAGUUUGGGAUCUCUACUCUUAGUGUAGAGAUCUCAGAAAAGUCUGCCUGCUCCAGCACUGAAAAGGAAUGCAAGAUGCAUGUUCCCUCCUCUUCAUCCUAAUGCUUGCUUUGUUUUAGAAAUCAAGGUUUGAUGCAGUUUACUUGCAAUUUGAAAAUCUCUGCCCAACUGAAGGAUUUUAGGAUAUGUCUUUCCAUUUGUGGAAGAAGUGCAAGCUGUGGUGAUAUUACCCAAACCCUGAUGCAAUGGUGUUAUUCAUGCUAGGCAUGCAAGUUACUGUAACUCAUUUGUCAACCUGCCCCCCUCC
Molecule: messenger RNA, 4855 nt
Organism: Gavialis gangeticus (Gharial)
Lineage: Eukaryota; Metazoa; Chordata; Crocodylia; Gavialidae
Gene: CRACD
Product: KIAA1211 ortholog
Exons: 8
Coding region: 188-4246 (1352 amino acids)
Biological process (GO): maintenance of gastrointestinal epithelium; negative regulation of barbed-end actin filament capping
Source: RefSeq, a predicted model, not a curated record